Acanthoscelides obtectus is the source of this 3171-nucleotide messenger RNA. NCBI's taxonomy places the organism in Eukaryota, Metazoa, Arthropoda, Insecta, Coleoptera, Chrysomelidae. The record is from the annotation of a GenBank genome assembly.
GUUUUGUUUUCGUCAUCAAUUGAAAUGCUGAUAGCUGAUAUAAUAAAUAAUAUAAACAUACAUUUUAAAAUUGAAUUUGAUUAAUGGUUUUAUUUUCAAAAGAAUUCUGCACAUGUUCCCAACGUUCGACCACCUGCGUAAAUAUUGGUGCUAAGUCGUGUUAUGUCUUGAAUAAACAUCACUUUCUCAUAUAAAUAUUUUAAAAUACAGAAGAAACGACAAAAUGAACAAUCAAACGCCAAAGAAAAAAGUAUGUAUUAGUUUUAGUGAUGCCUCAUAAUCAUUUAUAAAAUGUUUUAUUGUACCCAAUGAUAGCAAUGUUCAAAUAUAAAAUCACAUUGCACCAACAAAACUGUUGAGUUUCUGUUGUCUUACUGAAAUCCUCUCAUAUAUUCAUAGAUAAGAUAAACUAACUAAAUAAAAUAAUAGUAUAUAACUCUGUUCAAAAGCUCAGUGCCUUGAUAGCAGAGAAGCGUAGUCAGAAGCAGAAGAGAGACAAUAGUGAUAAUUUGGUUCUAAUGGAUCCACAUGAGGCAAUCAACAGCUAUGUACAGUUUCAAUGUAAGAAAACAGGCUUCAUAGAGCAAGAGAGUCCAGAACAUUAUUGUUUAUGGGAUAACAAUUAUCCUGAGCAUCCUGGAAGAGUGUCUGUACCUAGAAAAAGGCUAGAGGAGCUACAGUUAAUAGAAAGAUGUGAGAAAGUAACACGGCAAACAUUUUCAGAGGAAUUAUUUUUGAUGAAGCACACCAAAGACUUGAUUGAUAAAUUGAAAAGGAGUUCCUCCAUUCCAAGGAAUGAGUUGGAAAAAUAUUCCUCCAAUUGGGACUCAGUUUAUUUUACUAAGGAUACUUUUCUAAGUGCUGUCACCGCUGCAGAAUCAGCUUUAACACUAUCAUUAAAGGUGGCACAAGGGUCAUUGAAGAAUGGCUUAGCUCUCAUAAGGCCACCUGGUCACCAUGCUAUGAAGGAUGAAAUGUGCGGGUACUGUUUCUUGAAUAAUGUAGCUCUAGCUGCGGAUGCGGCUAUAUCAAAACAGCUGACCAAAAAGGUUUUAAUAGUUGAUCAUGAUGUUCAUCAUGGCCAAGGAACACAGCGUUUGUUUUAUGAAAGGGACGAUGUUCUGUAUUUCUCCAUCCAUCGUUACGAAAACGGUCUCUUUUGGCCAAAUUUACGAGAGAGUGAAUCUGAUUAUAUAGGGGAGGGCAAAGGCAAAGGAUACACUGUGAACGUACCACUGAAUGAAACAGGGAUGGAUGAUUCUGAUUAUUUGGCAAUAAUUAUAAACAUAUUGCUACCAAUAGCCUACGAGUUCAAACCAGACCUAAUAUUGAUUUCCGCGGGAUUCGAUUGUGCUAUUGGAUGCCCAGAGGGAGAAAUGAACGUAUCGCCACACUUUUUCGCUCAUUUGGUAUCGCUACUCUCUGGCUUAGCAGAUGGAAAAGUUGUAGUAUGUUUGGAAGGAGGAUACUUUUUAGAAUCACUAGCCGAAGGUGUUGCAUGCAGUUUGAAAGCUCUUUUGGGUGAUUUCCCCCAUCCAUUAAACAUAGAUUCCAAACCAACUGUUAAGGACUCCUUGCAGAAAGUUAUAAAUAAUGUGAAAUAUUUUUUGAGAGAAUAUUGGGAAUGUUUUAAGCAUGAACCAAGCUUUGAUUAUCCCAUAGAAGGUAGAGAUAUAGAUGAAGAAAAUGAACAUGUGACUAAUAUUCGGUUCGAGUUUGUUGGACCUGUAAUUAUUCCUUACGAGACUACUGGGUUUUAUCCACAAAGGAGUGAUGACGAGAUCAAAACAUAUAACCAGAUUGUUGAUGAUUACAGAAAAGAAUAUUUGAAUGGAAGAAAAUGUUCCAACGUAGUGGGAUACGUUUAUGAUGAUCAUCUUUUAAAGCAUGGCCCAACGGAAAAUUUGGGCAAAACAAUACCUGAAAGGUCGGAAAGAUUGACGGAAAUUAUAAAUUGCUGCGAAAAGUUUGGAUUGAAAGAACGGUGUAAACUUAUUGAGACAUCUAAGCAUGAUGAGAGAUCUUGGUUAGAAAAAAUACACGAAAGAAACUACCUCAACACAGUCUUCCAACUGGAAAACGUUCCAGAAAAGCCAGAUUGGUUUCACAAUGAAUACACUAGUUCUUGUAUACAGAAAUCGAUUUCUUCGAUACUGUCACUGGCAAAAGCAAUACAUAGUGGUGAUAUAAGGUCUGGAACUGCUAUCAUCAGGCCGCCUGGGCAUCAUGCUACAUUUGAUUCUAGUUCGGGAUUUUGUUUUGUUAACAACGUAGUUGCGGCUGGAGAGUACCUCAUUCGACAAGAAAAGUAUAAAAGAAUUCUAAUAGUCGAUUUUGAUAUUCACCAUGGAAACGGUACACAAAAUUUGACGUACGAUAGAUCAGAUAUACUUUAUCUAUCUGUGCAUCGAUUUGACCAAGGCAAAUUCUUCCCAACUUGCAAGGAAGCAGAUUGUACCUAUACGGGUAAAAAUGCUGGUGAAGGGUACAACGUCAACGUUCCAUUUAAUAAGGGCAGUAAAGGUGACAGCGACUAUUGGUACGUCUGGCAUAAGUUGGUGCUUCCAAUCGCAUAUUCCUUCAAUCCCGAGUUUGUGAUCAUUUCAGCAGGUUUUGAUGCAGCGUAUUUUGAUCCACUUGGUGGUGGAUAUCAACUGACUCCGGAGAUGUAUGGUCAUUUUAUAUAUACCCUGAAGUCAUUAGCCUCAGGAAGAAUGUUGGUGGCACUGGAAGGCGGUUAUCAUGUCGAAAGCACUGCCUUGUCAAUGGUGGCUUGUGUCAAAGCACUUUUAGGUGAUCCUAUACCAGUGCCAAAUUUGUCUGAAAUGGUGUCAGAAGAUACAGUUGAUACUGUAAGGAAUGUGUUGAAAUGGCAUAAAAAGAACUGGCCGAUGCUGAAAGUGAAUAAAGCUAUUGCCAACUGGUGUGACUUCACUGGACCCAACAAAAGUUGAUGAGCACAGGUCCUCAUUUAUGGACAAAUAAUAAAUCUUAUAAAAGACAAUAUAUGAUACAACUUACGUUAUAUCUAAUAAUAACAAACUGCUCAUAUAAUGAAUUUAAUAUAUCAUUCCAGUAUUUUAAUAUCUGUAAUUUCUGUGUAAUUAUUAAUAUUUAUUGACUAUUAAUGUUUGUUGUUUUAAAUUGUUAACAAUAAAAACCGUAAACCUG